AUCACCCCCCUCUGAAGCUUGUAGGGCCUCCAGACACAAUGUGCAGGUGCUCACAAGGAAAGCUGACGGAGAGCAUCCGGGGCUGCUGGGCAAACGUAUGAGCCAGGUCUUCCUCAUAUUCAGUGAGGAGUGGCCAGGGAAACCCUCUGUUGCUAGCAGACGUGGUUUCCAGACUCCUGACAGGAUACUGUUUAUGACUUGUGAUGGAAGAGAUAGAAGCCUCGGCAGAAAGAAGGUAAUUAUGGCCACAGCUCCCCCUCCAUAAAAUAGUAUGUGCUUGACUUCACCAUGCUAUUGGUUACUCCUGGACCAUUCCCAAAAGCAGUUUUCUUUGACCCGCUAUGAAGCAGUUAAGACUCCUGGCAAAUGUUAAGUUUAACUUAGCAAGGUGGCUUUUUCCUGUGCCAGCAGAAGUGGGGCUCUGUAACUUGUCCUCCACCUCACCUAUCAGAGCCCCGGGUUCCCUCGCAGGGACCUGUUGCUCACAGACAAAUCUCCAUGCCCACAUGUGGAUGCUAGGCAGAAUAAAGCAAGCUUGGCGUUAGAGCACACGCACCUAUGCUUCCGGCUCUCCGAAGGCCAAGGUCGGAGGAAUUUGAGAUUAGCCUCCCUCGCAUUCCCCUGCAAAAAGCUCUUGCAAGAAUAAAGUGAAGAGGGCUGGAGAGAUGGCUCAGUGGUUAAGAGCACUGACUGCUCUUCCAGAGGUCCUGAGUUCAAUUCCCAGCAACCACAUGGUGGCUCACAACCAUCUGUAAUGAGACCUGAUGCCCUCUUCUGGUGUGUCUGAAGACAGCUACAGUGUACUUACAUAUAAAUAAAUAAAUCUUAAAAAAAAAAAAAGAAUAAAGUGAAGAGCCCAGGGCCAAGUUGUCUGGAGCAGAGCGUUAGAGCGGCUGUUAAGACGGCAGCUAGUGGAAGAUAUUUUGAUGCUCCUCUUACUCAGGCUCCCUAGCUGUCCCCACUGAGCCUUCCCAAACUGCAGGCUCCAUUCUGGCACCAAAGCCAUUGCCUAAGGUGUUUGAUGAAUAUUGAUAAACAAGUGAGGAAACAAAUUAAUCCAGGCAGGAAGGGAGUAACCAGGGUGACAGCUCAUGCCUGCUGCAUGACACCUCCUGCUGCUUCCCUGCACUGAUACACUCUCCUCAGCCCCAUUCCCUCAGCUAUGCACAAUGAAGACAUUCCACAAACAACAGAGGGAGCUAGGCUGUGGCUCGGUGCAUAAAGUGAUUUCCCCAUUUGGUGUGUUCAGGGGGACUGGUGUGUUCCUAUGCAGCCAGACAUACUAGCGUGUCCCUGUACAGCCAGACAUACUAGCGUGUCUCUAUACAGCCAGACAUGCUAGCGUGUUCCCGUGCAGUCAGACCCGCUGGUGUGUCCCUGUACAGCCAGGCUGUUCCUAUGAAUGGAAAGAAGAUAGAGACAAGAGAGUCCCAAAAGCUGUGGGCCAGAUAAUCCAGGUGACAGGUGAUGAUUAAUGGGUGUUCUCUGGCCUCCACAUGUGUUCUCUAUACUUACACAUGAAUGUGCACAUUGAAAACUUAUGCACACACAUUAAAGAUUAAAAAAAAAAAAAACAGCACGGAGCUCUAGACUUUUCUUGCAAUCAGGGGUAGUACCAGGGGCUAUGUAAAGGGGACCUAAUCAGGUAUGGUUAGACUUAAAGAGAUGGUCAAGGCCAUCCCCUAAACUUCCCUCAGGGGUCCCUCAGUUGGGCAUAUGGGGAGUGGGAAAUAGCCUCUUGUCUCUCAAGGGCUGGGGGACUCUAGAAUUAGCCUAAAAACCUUGCUGCUAGUUCCCAAGCCAAUAGCACACACAGUCUUUUUAUGCUAAGGCCGUAGACAGCCACUAGAAGCUGGUCUCUGGGCCCCUCUGCUGGCCAAGCCCAGCGUCUCCUCCCAGUCGCUCUCCAUCAGCAGGGCAGUACUGUUCUUACACAGCACCUUCCUGCCUGCACACCCCGGAAUCUCUGCACCAGGCAGGUCCUGCCCUCAGCUGCCACUGUGAUAACAUACAUACCACAGAGCAUGGGAAUAACCCAGGGCCCAGUUCAUCCGUUUGUCCUAACUGGAGCAGAAUCUGGCCUCACUGGGUCCACUGAGAACAGUGUCCUGCCCAGUCCCUCUGUUGGUUCUCUUUUCCACUCUCAGCUGACCUGGGGCUGGCUUUGUCUGGAAGAGGCAUCAGGCUUGAGGGACCACUGGUAGGUCAAGGUGAGUUCCUCCUGUCCUCUUUCCAGGUUGGGCAUGGGGAAUGACCAUGGGGUGAGGUAUGGUGGUUCAGAGUCUACAGCACUGGCUUUGAGUAGGUUCCCAGUUCCCUCUGUACUCUGACUUGCAGGUUUGGACUUGGAUCUGGUUCCCAGGUAGGUUUCAAGGUAGGUCUCCAGGUCCCUCAGCCCCUAGCUGAGGGUUGCAUGUGGCUCUCAGGACUUGCCACACAGCCUGGGAGAAAAGGAAGGUAUGCAUAGUAGGACAGAGCUGGUACCCAGAGCCUACUAGGAACAGAACACAGCAGCCUUCCGACUCCAGAGACACCAGGGCAGCCACGACAAAGGUAUUGAGGAGACUGGCUGGCAUAGUGGGCUUCCUCUGGGAACAGCAUUACUUACUCACAAGCCCUCACCCUGUUUCUGCCCACAUCUCAGAAACUUCCAACAGCUUUUCCACGUAACUGACAUACAAUAAAGCUCACCUUCUGCACAAUUCCACUGAAGGACAUUUCAUUAUCUGCCAGAGACCAUCCCAUACCUCCACCUCUCCUCUCCAUGAAUUCGCUUGCUGUGGAUAAUUGCUACAAAUAGGGUCAUAGAAUAUCUGUGUUUUUAUGAGUGGUAUGUCUCCUCAAAGCACACCCAAGCUGUGUCAGAAACCUCAUGCCUUUUUAUAACUGAAUAAAAAAUAACUGCCUGGAGGGAGCUUGAAUUUAUCAGUUAUCGGGCAUCUGCACGGGUUCUCCCUUUUGCUAUUAUAAACAGCAUCACUCUGAACGCUUGUAUUUAUGUUUUGCUUGCCUCCUUUUUGAUUUUUAUUUAUUUAUUUGAGACAGUGCCUUCUAUUGAGUUGUGGCGAGCCUGUGAUUCUUUAUCCUUCUGCAUCAACCCAUGCUGAGAAAAUGUCCCGCUCCUCUGCCGGUUUUGUGUGGACACAUUUCUCUUCACCUGAGGAACUACUCCACUACCUUUCACUGUGAUGGGGGUAUCAUCUUGGGCUUCUGUUUGCAGUACACGGGUCCUACUUCCCGACAGCCUCACCCACACUUGUGGGGGGCACUGUGCUCCUGGGACAGCGUUGACUUAUGUACACAAAGGAGACUCCUCAGACACACUUCCAUUGCUCGCCCCAACUUCCCUCUAGAUCCUGAGAGGCCAGAGGAGGAGAGGGUAAAUGAUCCUAUGCCCUGUUCACCUUCUUGAGUCACCUGUCCUAAAAAGAAACUGAGGCUUGGCUCUCAGACAUGGGCUUUUCAAGCUGGUAUAGCAGUUCCCUUGGACCCUUCAGCAAACAUGGAGACAAGAGUCUGUAUAUCACCCAACGUCCGUAAUCCACCCUCCUUUAAGAUUCAUCAGUGAACUUGAAAUCAUCCCCAGAGGAUGCCCUGCCACUCAGAUACCAGUCACACAAUGACUAUAGACCUACGCAGAGCCAAAAGCACAGGUCUGUCCAACUGGCAUCCCUCUGGGCCGGACACCAUGACCGGAACGUGACCGGGCUCCUGUCUGCUUAAACGUAAGCUACCUGGUCAUUAUGAUGGUCCAUGUAACAACUGUAUGGAGAGCACAUCAUACAUGCUCAGGGGAAAAUCACUGGGACUGAUGUUUUGGGUUCAUCGGAAAACAGGAGGAAAUCCUUAGAGAACUUGGGACCAUGUUGUAUACCAUGUAACAGAAAAAGUGGGGUGUCUUAGUUAAUUUUCUGUAGCUAUGCAGACUCCAUGACCAAAGCAACUUAGAGAAGAAAAAAAUUAUGGGGCUUAUGGUUCUAAGGAUGAGUCCACAUCCAUCAGGGCAGGAGCAUGGUGGCAGGUAGGCAGACUGUGGCACUACAGACCUCUGGUAGAGCAGUUAGUGCUCUUAACUGCUAAGCCAUUUCUCCAGCCCUGAGAGAGGCUCUUGACCCACAAGCAUGAGACAGAGAGCAAGAGAGCUAACUGGGAAUGGUGUGGGCUUUUUGAAACCUCAAAGCCCAAUCCCCAUGGCAUACCCACUCCAAUGAGGCCACACCUCCUAAUCCUUCCCAAACAUUUCCACCAACUGGGAUCCAAGCAUCCAAAUAUAUGAGAAUAUGGGGUCAUUUUGAUUCAAACCACCAUAUGGGCUAUGGAACAUUCUAGAAAGAAUCCUGACCUAUGGAAAGGAAAAUGGGCAGAUGGGGCUAGGAAGGCAGGGAUAGAGUUUAGGCUGGGCUUCCAGGAAGGGGCAGUGAGAAAGCAAGAGGGAGAGGAGCCAAAUAAAGGGAGAGUGCCCAGCCUGCAUGGAGACAACUCGGGAUCUGGGUAUUGAGGUAGAAUGGCUGCACUAGGACUUAAAGAAGGCAGGUUAGCAACACUCAUGCACUCCAGGCAGCAGUUUAAGGAAACUCAGCUCACAGAGAAAUGCCAAGGGAGACAGAGCCGCCCCAACCCCACCCCCCAACCCCCGCUCAGGGUGACAAACCAGCAGUUUGCUGACACCGUGAGAGCUCAUUCAGCUCUCAUAAAAAGCCUGGGUAGGACACGCAUGAAGGCAUGGAAACUUAGCUGGCCAGAGUCGCACAGGAAAGACAAUCAACUGUGACUCUGAGCACAGGAGAUCAACAACCCGGCAGGGAAGGGUGAUGGGCCGGCGAUUCGGCUGAGCCUAGCUGCUUGGAUUGGGUGUUGUGGUGCUUAAUUUCAACAGCUGGUCUGGUCAAGCCAUGGUGCUCCAAGUGUCCGGGAGAAAAGUUCAGAAGAGAUUAACGUUUGUAUCAGCAUCUUUGGGUAAGGCAUAUGACUCCCAUACUGUGGGGGACCCCAUCCAAGCAGGAUUAUGAAAGUGGACAUCAACUUCCUGGUGUCGUGCAGAGUCUAUAUUGGGCCGCCCCACCCAUCUAUACAAGAUGCAAUCCUGUCCAAGGGCUAGUUUUUCUCCAUCUGGAGAGCAGCGUAGAAGACUAAGUCCCAGUGGCCACACUCCCAAGGGAGAGGGGCAGCCAGGCCAGCGCCCACUAGUGGAGAAAGCCCUCGUGGGCUGCACCACCAUGGACUCCAAAGCCUCAACCCCGCUUCCGAGGGCUCUGGCUAGUCACAUGGCAUCCAGUCCUGCUCAGCUUGUAGCUCCGGAGUCUCCAAGCCCACCCGGUCACUUUCGAAGAGGCGGGGCCGGAGGUCGAGCUCUACCGGCCCUUGAGCUGUUGUUUCUCCAUCAGGCUGCCCACCUAGCCUGACAGACGCAGACUUCUGGGGCAGGGAGCUCUGCUGUGCACGGUCCACACUGGUCCCGGAACCUUGGCCCGGCUGCUGCAGCACUUCCGCCCGGUUUUCCCCUAAACACUCUGCUAAUUGGCGUAAAAGACGCCGAGGGGCCCAGCCACGGCCCAAUUAAGUUCUGAGCUUGCUGGGAAAAAGAUGGAGUGGGCUUGGCUUGAGUAAGGUGUGUGGCCAACAGGGAAGGAGGCAAGAACUAGGAGGCGGGACAGGUGGAGAGGGCGUGUCCAUAUGGAGAUGACUGUGGCCUCAUUGGCGCUGAGCUGCCUGGGAUGAAGGGGCAUGGCUAAGUAAUCGAAGACCGCUUCUCAGGCUAAGUGGUUCAAGGCGGGGCGUGAGAGAGGGGCCUCGGCCUUGGACCAUCUACUCAGUAUCAAGGACAGAUUGUCACAACUCCAGUUGGCUUGCUACCAGCUGCUUCUCGUUGUUGUCCUGGUCCCCUUGCCCCUGGCCCUGCCCCUGGCCCACGGUCCCCCAGUUUCUGUGGGGCACACUCUUCCUGUCCCGCGCGCUUCAGCUAGAAUCGCUAACUUCCUUCGCCGCAAAGCAGGCGUCCUCACUCCAUGAGCUCUCUAGGGGAUCAGAUACGGGACUGGCACCGGGGCGUACUGGCCGUAGCACGCGAAGACUGGGACUCUGCACUGUGCUUCUUUUCAGAUGUCCGGGAGCCGCUGGCUAAGAUGUACUUCAACAUGGGCUGCGUGCACCUGAUGGCAGGGGAUCCCGAGGCUGCGCUGAGGGCAUUUGACCAAGCAGUGACCAAGGACACCUGCAUGGCUGUUGGCUUCCUCCAGCGGGGAGUGGCCAAUUUCCAGCUGCAGAGGCUCCAGGAGGCUGUGUCCGACUUCCAGUUGGCCCUGGCACAGCUGAGGGGCAAUGCUGCCAUUGACUACACACAACUGGGUCUGGACUUCAAACUGCAAGCCUGGGAGGUCCUAUAUAACAUGGCAUCAGUGCAGUGCCAGGCAGGGCUCUGGACCAAGGCUGCCAAUACUCUAGUAGAAGCAAUCUCCAAACGGCCAGAGGGGGCCCAAGACACCCUGGAGGCUGCCAUGGACAAAGUGCAGAAACAGGUACCACUGCAGCUGCGGCAAGUGCCCAAGGGGGAGGUCUUCCAGCCUCCUCGGCGAUACCUGAAACAUCUGGAGCCCAUGGAUUUCCUCGGCAAGGCUAAGGUGGUGGCUUCUGUCAUCCCUGAUGACCACAACUCGGACAUCCAGCCUCAGCAGAGCUCCCAGGUGGAGCAAGCCGGCCUCCAGUCGUCCUCACCCGUGUGUAAGAGGGUCCUGAGCACAAGGGGUGGUCACAUGAGCCCUGGCCUAUGGGACAGUUUGCUGGCAACUGGAGGGCCUGUCCCGGGCCCCUCUGAAGAUUCCUCUAGUGCUGAGGGAACAGCUACAAAGGACCCUGAAUCCUUGGUGACUGUCACUGUGCAGUGCCACUUUACUGUGCCCCUGAAGGUCCCCAGAGGAACUGACCUGUCCAGUUUUCGGACACUACUGUCUCAAGCUCUCCUUCAGCAGACCCAGAAGGGGCAGUUCAGCUACAAAGCCCGAGGAGAGGACAGAGCCUGGGUCCCCAUCUCCACGGAGGACUCACUGCAGAGUGUAUGGAGGAAUGUGCCAGUGAGCCCAAGAGGCUUGCAGCUCCAGUGCCGGGUGAGCCAAGGGGAGAGACUGGUGCCUGCUGUGGGCAGCCCAGGCAGUUGGAAGGGAAGCCCCUCGAGUGCACUGCCCCUGCAGCCCACUCUUCUAUUACAGGGGGCCUGGGGCCGGCCAGUCCUCUACCAAGUGGUAGCUCAGUACGACUAUCGUGCCCAAAGGCCGGAGGACUUGGACUUCCGCCAAGGGGACACAGUGGAUGUUCUGUGUGAAGUGGACGAAGCAUGGCUGGAGGGACACCGAGAUGGCCGUGUUGGUAUUUUCCCCAAGUGCUUUGUAGUCCCAGCUGCCACCUGUGUGGAAGCCCUGCCUGUACCUGAACCCCAGCCAGGAGAACAGCACUAGCAAUAAAUACCGUGACAAAACCAGCUUUAAUUUAAACAAACAAACAAAACUA
This is a messenger RNA of Rattus norvegicus (Norway rat), 7500 nucleotides long. The record is from RefSeq and is a predicted model, not a curated record. NCBI's taxonomy places the organism in Eukaryota, Metazoa, Chordata, Mammalia, Rodentia, Muridae.